UCACACGACUCGCAGAAUAGGGAGCCCAGAUCAGACGAAGAUUUUCUAGCAGUAUGUAGGUAGUUGAUCUCGUCCGGAGGAUCGCAUCGGAUCACAGUUGCUGUCGAAGACUUCAACCAACUGGUCGCGAUUGUUGGAUUCUUCGUUUGAUUAAUAUCUACAGCUUGUGCACUUGUAAGAAACCGUUGCAAAGGGGAAUAGAGACAGAAAUGCAACUAAUUAAAGGGCUUCUAAUGCCCUUUGUUCUGCUGGGGUUGACUUCGCUAGGAUAUGCAUUAAGUGAAAAUGACCCAUGUACCAAUCCAGCCGGGAAGUUAGGUCGGUGCAUCUUCUUCCGUGAAUGUGAACCAAUAUUGAACAUCUACCGGAAAACGAUCGUCACACCGGAGGAGAGUAUAUUUAUCGAUAAAAGUCGAUGUGGAAAGAGGACAGAUGGGAAACCGCUGGUGUGCUGCACAGGCGACAGUGGUCGAAAACAAACAACCUCGACUUCGCUCCUCCCGAAGACACCGUUCUGCGGAGCAUCACUCGGUGAACGGAUCCACGGUGGUCAACCUACCCUCCUGGAUGAGUACCCCUGGACCGCCUUGAUCGAAUACCGCAAACCGAACGGACGAACUGGAUUCCACUGUGGAGCCUCGUUGAUCAACUCCCGGUACGUCGUAACGGCGGCCCACUGUAUUCAGGCGAUUCCUCGUAGUUGGACCGUAGCCGGUGUUCGAUUGGGUGAGUGGGAUCUGGAUCAAGAGCGUGAUUGUUUGGAUGGUGAUUGCGCUGAUGCACCGCUCAAUAUGAGCAUCGACAAGAUUAUUGUGCACGAAGACUACGAUCCGCAGAGCAAGGCGCAGUAUAAUGACAUUGCGCUUAUUCGGUUCACCAGGGAUGUCAUCAUGACGUCGUUCAUUUCCCCGAUUUGUUUGCCCAUCGACAAUGCACAACGUUCUCGGAACAUCGUUGGUACCAAGGGAAUGGCCGCAGGAUGGGGUCGAACGGAGAAUGCCACUACAAGCCAUUUGAAGCUGAAGGUUGAACUGGAAUUCAAGGAACUGAAGAGCUGUUCCAACACCUACAAACCGUCCGGAGUGAUCCUUAGGGAUACGCAGAUGUGCGCGGGAGGAGUACGUGGCAAAGAUACUUGCAGCGGUGAUUCUGGUGGUCCUUUGAUGAAGCAAAUUACAGCAAAUAACUACCUGUAUGGCAUCGUAAGCUUCGGACCGAACAAAUGCGGAACCAAGGGCGUACCGGGAGUUUAUACCAACGUAGCCAAAUAUAUCGAUUGGAUUGAGAGCAAAUUGGAGUAGGUUUAGUAUCCGGAGCAUCCAUUUUGGAACGCUUCCUAUAUUUAUGAGCAAAUAUAGCAGUUAAAGGUAACUUUUCCCCCUUGUGGU
Molecule: messenger RNA, 1388 nt
Organism: Ochlerotatus camptorhynchus
Lineage: Eukaryota; Metazoa; Arthropoda; Insecta; Diptera; Culicidae
Product: CLIP domain-containing serine protease B4-like
Exons: 5
Coding region: 210-1301 (363 amino acids)
Biological process (GO): proteolysis
Molecular function (GO): serine-type endopeptidase activity
Source: RefSeq, a predicted model, not a curated record